GAGAGGAAACGAGAGAGGAAACGAGAGAGGAAACGAGAGAGGAAACAAGAGAGGAAACAAGAGAGGAAACAGGAGAGGAAACAGGAGAGGAAACAGGAGAGGAAACGAGAGAGGAAAAGAGAGAGGAAACGAGAGAGGAAACGAGAGAGGAAACGAGAGAGGAAACAAGAGAGGAACCAGGAGAGGAACCAGGAGAGGAACCGAGAGAGGAACCGAGAGAGGAACCGAGAGAGGAACCGAGAGAGGAACCGAGAGAGGAACCAGGACAUUACGGGUCGUCUCCUCUGUAUGGAUCUGAGGGAGGCCGACAGGAGACGCUGGUUUUGUUGCUCUCAGAGAAUCCUUCAGCUAACAUAGCUGCUAAUGCUAACUGAUGCUAGCUUAGCUUCACGCUAGCCCUUGUUGCUGUUAGCAUCCUUGCUAUGGAUCUCGACAGAGAAGACGAGGAGGACGUGUUCUGUGACCCUGAAGAACCGGCCCAGGAGGAGGAGGAGGAGGAGGUUAACGAGGAGGAGGACGCUCAGAUCUUCAACGCCUGGAAGCUGCAGAACCAGGCGGGGGGGAGGAAAGAAGAGGAGGAACAGGAAGCGAACCCUCUGGCAGGAAAACCUGAGAGCAGAUUGGAAACAACAGUGCGACCAAUCAGCGGCCGGCGAUCCUCGCUGCCCUGCCAGGCGACCCUGUCACCAUGCAGUUGUCCCGCCUCCACGCCUCCACCAAAGCCCCUGUGACGGCGAGGAUCCUCCUGCGCCGCUCCUCGUCCCGCCGCCUCCUGCCGUCUCCACUGGAGGCCUCCGAACCCCCCCCCACCGCCGCGGAGAGGAGACCCUCCAUCAUACCCACAAUCCCGAGGCCACGCCC
Messenger RNA from Eleginops maclovinus (Patagonian blennie), 861 nucleotides. RefSeq lists its product as uncharacterized. The transcript has 2 exons. NCBI's taxonomy places the organism in Eukaryota, Metazoa, Chordata, Actinopteri, Perciformes, Eleginopidae. The coding region runs from base 423 to 731 and encodes 102 amino acids. The record is from RefSeq and is a predicted model, not a curated record.